GCACAAGAAGCCUAAUAGACAAUUCGUAUUGUUUAGCUCCUCCACUUUCCGAAUAUUUAUAAUAAUAUAAUACUAAUAGUACUACUAUUAUUAUUACUGUUAAUUGGUUGAACAAGAAUCUUUGUGUUACUCAUUGACUAAUUUUCUAUAUACUGCUGCUUCUUUUUAGACAAAUAUACAAACAACAAUUACUACUAACUAAAUAAUGACUACACAUUGUUCCUUUUUCGAAGGCAAGGAAUUGUCUGACUCUAUCGGUUAUUACACUGAUCUUGAAAAGUGGAACGAAGAUCAAACCACUCUCAAGCAAUAUGUCAACUUGAAACUCUCUGCAUCAGGUCUUCCACUCUUUGGAAAGCUUGAUAAGCUUCUUCAAAUCACCGAUCCUCUCUUAAAUACAUUCAAGGAACAUGAUAGAUUAUUGGAUAAUUAUCAAUGUCCAAUCGACAAACGUAUUCAAAGCUUUAUCAAUUCUUAUGUGUCUGAUUUGCAAGGUUAUGAUGUUAAUUCUCUUCAUCUUCCUGCAAAUUGUUUGGAAUUAGAUAGAGUGGGUAUGGCAAGACUCCUCUCCUUACCAGGUGAUGGUGAUAAAUUCGAAAAUGAUAUUGUUUGUUCAUACAGAUUAAAACAAGGUGUAUUACACAAUCCAGUCAAUGACAGAAGAACCACACAAGGUUCUUUCCAUAUUGCUUUGGGAGGCUUACCAGUUCCUGCUGAUAAGAUGGAAGUUCCAAAGCUUGUUUGGGCCAAUCUCUUGAAAGAAGCCCUCAAUCCACCUUCUUCAAAUAAGACUUUACCAUAUACUAGUAAUCAAUGUGAGGAAAAGAAAGCCAAAUGUUGGGUUUCACUCAUGUUACGUCCUCUUUUAAGUCCUGCUGUUCCAGGAGAAUCAGAAGAAAAGACUAUGGAAGUUAGAUUCUUUGCUCCUGGUUCUUUAGUUUCAAAUCUUGAUUUUGUUGAAAGUAUUUUCGGAAAUGCUGGACAUGCUUAUUACACUGAAAACGAUGCUGCUUUGGAUGUCAGACGUUGGUCUGGUCACACUGGUUGUGUUAUUUUGGCUCCUCACUUGACUAAGGUAACUAAAAAAUCACUUGGUCUCCCUCACAUCAGUACUGCAACUGAUAGACAAAAGAGAGAUGGAAUGUGUUAUGAAAAGGAUACUGAUUUGUAUAAUAUGGGUGAAGCUUUCAAGAUUACUUGUAGAACAAAUACCGGAGUUAUUCUUACAAUCAUUGCUGAUAACUAUUUCGGAUAUUGUAAAAAGGAAGUCAAGUCACAAAUGACCUAUGCUACUAAUUUGUAUGGUAACUGCGAAGAAGAGCAUAGUGGUGGUGCUAUUGCAUUCCCUUCAUAUUAUUUGGGAGAUACUUUCAGAUUGAAAGAUUACCAUAUUGAUGAGGAAUAUACUUUCAAGGAAAUGACAACAAGAUGCAAUGGAAGAAUUUCUGUUGAUGAAUCUCUCGGCAUGGGUAUCGAUAAUAGAUUCUCUGAUAUCCUAUACCUUCCAGAAGAUGCAUUCUUUACUUUGCACGGUCAAAACAUUUCUUGGUCUCACUACAAGACUGGUGAAAAGGUCAACAUUAGAUUGAAGCCAAAUAUUACUUAUAUUCUUCCAUCUGGUUAUAGAGUUGAAAUGAUUCACGAAAAGUCAGGAUUCUCUCUUAUUGGUACUGUUGGUACUGGUACUUACUGUCACAAACCAAGUACUAUUUCUGGAGGUGGUAAAAGUGAAAUUUCCAAGUCAAUUGGUGAUGCAAUCAUUACUGGUCCAGUAAUUGUUGCUGAUUUUAUGAAGGAUUUGGAAACUGUCGAACAAUUAAUUGAAAAGGAUUAUAGUAAGAGAUUCCAAGACAAGACUGUUACUGAUACUCGUGCUGUUUUAAGCAUGGAAAGAUCACUUGGUAGUGUUGUCAAACUUCUCACCUGUUCUGAAUCUUACACUGAAGAAUAUAAUCAAUGGUUGCUUUCAAUCCCAUCCUACAUCAAACAAUUGGUCUUUAUUGUCAAGAGUUUGUACAAACCAUCUUGGGAAGGCAAGUGGAAGGAGAAAUUCAGUGUUGACUUGGUUAAUGGUUCCUUUGGUAACAGCUUGAAAUACAAGAUGGAACCAGUUGUUGGCCAUUAUAUGCGUGUUGGUUUCCAAAACAACUCUUGGAGAACUUUCGAAUUGAGAAAGGACUUUACUCCAGCUUUCAAGAUCCAAACCGAAGACGAUAUGACCUCCUCUGUUGUCGUUCCUAUAAGAAAGCUCCAAAGCAAGUACCUCCAAAACAGUCGUGUUAAAGGUACCUCAAUCAAGAUCUCAAAGAAUACCGAAUUCAGAUUGUUCCAAAGACCAGAUGAUUGUAUCAUUAGAGGUUAUGAUAAGAAGUGUGAAUCUGACUUGGCUACUCCAAAUACUUUCAUUUGUAACUUUGAAGCUUUGGAUCAAAAGGGUGUUCAAGAUAUUCUCGAUGAUACUAUCAGUUUCCAUGCUUACACUAAGCCACAACGUCAAUUCUUGGAAGAAUACGCAAAGGAAGGUGUUCCAAGCUAUUGUGUUGCUUCAUCAAAUACCAGAGUUGUUGGACCAAAUCAAAGAUCAAAGAAUCCAAGAUACUUGCAAAACAGUGAAGAAUUGACCAAGCCAAGAAAGUACUAUUUGGCUGAAGUCUGCACUCGUUUGCACCAAGUUCUCUCACCUACAACUGCUGUUGUCUAUCCAGUUGAUGCUGUUAUUUCUGGUCGUAGAAAUAACCCUGAAAUGAAGGGUGUCCCUCCACUCUGUGUACAUAACCCAAUCCACUAUUUGGAACUUCCUGAACUUUUCAUGGAAUAUAUCAGUUCCAUGACUGGUAAAUCACCAUCUACUACUGGUGCUUGUGGUUCUGAAGGUGCUCUUACUAAGGGUCCAUUUUGUCCAAUUCUCUCUAUUACUGAAUUGAACACAGCCCUUGUCUCAAUGAUCUUGACUGGUUCAGAUGGUUACUUCUCUAGUGCUGGUACUUUGGGUCCAAAUUACCGUGUUGACCACGACGUUUCUCUCUUGAUUCCAGAAAUUUGGUGUAGAAUGAAGGCAGAAGAACGUGAUCCAAGCUACCUCAUCAAGAAUGACAUGCUCGAAAAGCUCAAUGACUUUGAACACAAUGGUCAACUUGUUCAAGCAAGUAGACUUGGUUAUCGUAUCACUAAGAAAUUCGUUAGAACAUUCUUUGGUAGAUUAUUCACCAAUCCUAGCUCAGUCUUUACUGAUGAUAUGCUCCAACCUGAAAAGCAAGGUGUUGAUACAUUUGUGAAAUCUCUUGGUAUUAUUUUGGAUACAUACAAGUCAGUUGCCUUGUCUUACUUUGAAGAUGGUUCUAUUGAUGGUGCUUGUCCACCACUUAAGGCUGUACUCCACGUUAUGGCUCACGGUCACUACAAUGGAAAGAGCAUUAAUGACUCAGAAAUUCGUCAAAUGUUUACUGAACAAGCUCUCUUGUCAAGUGAGUGGUAUAAGGAAAGACUUGCAACCCGUCAAAAGGUUCUCAUUAAUUGUUUGAACAGAAGUAAGGAAUAUCUUACAAACUUUUCCCAUCAACCUCGUUACAGUGAUUUGGCUGAAAAGUUGAACAUUAACGAAAAAUUGUCCUAUGUCGAAAGUGAACUUGUUAAGGUUUCUGAUGUUAAAUAUUUGGAAGAUUUGGUUGGUCAUUUAGGUACAGAUCCAUUCAUGUAUAAAUAAAUUAUUAUUUGACUCG
Molecule: messenger RNA, 3719 nt
Organism: Naegleria gruberi
Lineage: Eukaryota; Heterolobosea; Eutetramitea; Acrasida; Naegleriidae
Exons: 2
Coding region: 206-3703 (1165 amino acids)
Source: RefSeq, a predicted model, not a curated record